Molecule: messenger RNA, 2055 nt
Organism: Cyclocybe aegerita
Lineage: Eukaryota; Fungi; Basidiomycota; Agaricomycetes; Agaricales; Hemipholiotaceae
Source: the annotation of a GenBank genome assembly
AAUGUCGACAGCGAAAGCACGCACCGCGCACGCGAAGGCUAUCUUGGGACCAGAGUUACAUUCUCAACUUGCCAACACGAACGUGUUACUCGUCGGUGCCGGAGGCAUUGGGUGCGAGUUGGUGAAGAACAUUGUUUUAACAGGCUUCGGCAAAAUUACACUCCUUGAUUUGGACACGAUCGACUUGUCCAACCUCAAUCGCCAAUUCCUCUUCAAGAAGAAGGACGUGAAGCAGAGCAAGGCUCUGGUAGCAGCACAAACCGCUGCUCACUUCAACCCGAACGUGCGGAUAACUCCAAUACAUGAUAACAUCAAGGAGCCGCAAUACGACAUCCAAUGGUACCAGCAAUUCGACAUUGUUCUGAAUGCUCUUGACAACCUCGGUAUGCCACCAUCCUCCAAUGUCAGCCAAAAUCCUCUCUUAUCUACACACCGCGUCCUUCCCCUUACUGUCUACCAUCCGCCUUCUACCCGCUCGGAUGAUACUAGACGCCCGGAGACACGUGAACAAAAUGUGCAUAGCCGCGCAAGUCCCGCUGGUGGAGUCGGGGACGGCAGGUUAUCUUGGGCAGGUUCAACCUCUCCUGAAAGUGCGCGCAGGAAACUUUUGACGGAAGGACAACUAUUCGGAGAAGAUGAGGACGCGACUGGAGAACUGGACGAUGCAGAGAAGCAGGGGGAGAAUGCCCAAGAAAUUGCUACUCUUAGAAAAGAGGCCCAGGCGUUCAAGACAGUCCGCACUGCUUUGCGGAGCAGUAAUCACAACGAAGAUGCCGCGAAGUUGGUUUUCCGGAAGGUUUUUAAUUCAGACAUUACGAAUCUUCUUAGCAUGACCGACAUGUGGAAAUCCCGGUCUCCGCCUAUACCUCUUGAUUAUGAUUCCAUUCUGAACGGGAGUUUCCGAGGCAAGCAAGCAAAUGGACUGGCACCGUCUGUAUCGUCCAACGGUGUUGCCAGCGGAAGCGGUGGUGCAAGUUCUAGUUCCAGUAAAGCUGUGACCAACGGGCAUACGAAUGGUGUUGCCGUCGGCCCAGCAUUGAAAGACCAGCGUACGCUAUCCUUGAAGGACAACCUCGAGCUCUUUAUUUCUAGCACGAACCGUCUUGCUACACGGUUACGGAACGGAGAGGAGGUCAUCACCUUCGACAAAGACGACGACGACACGCUUGAUUUCGUGACCGCCUCUUCCAACCUGCGAUCAUACGCGUACGGAAUCGAUGGCAAGACACGGUGGGAAGUCAAAGAGAUGGCAGGCAACAUCAUCCCAGCCAUUGCUACGACCAACGCGAUCAUUUCUGGCCUCAUCGUUCUGCAAGCCCUCCAGAUGCUCAAAAAGGCUUACACGAAACUGCGAAACGUGCAUAUCCAGUUGAAACCCUCCGUUCCACUGAGCGCGAUCCGUCUGAGUGCGCCCAACCCCGAUUGUGGCAUCUGCCGCGACACGUAUGCGCCUCUCCUAUGCGACCCCUCGCGGACGCUCUUGGGGGAUGUGGUCAAGGGUGUCCUCGGUGAUGAUGACAGGGAGGUGUCGGUAUAUGAGGACAAGAGAGUGCUCAGCGAUCCUGACUGGGAAGACAACUUCGAGAGGACGCUAGACAGCUUGAAUGUAACGAGAGGCAAAUUCUUGACCAUCGUCGAUGAGGAGGGCGAGUGGUCGACGAUCUCCCUUGCUAUUGGCAUGCUUCGACCGAAUCACCACACCGACGAGGCUUACAUUCUACCUUCACCACUACCCCGGCCAACGAAAAAACUAAAGCCUGAGCCACCUCCGGUGGAAACACCCAAGAAGACAGGAACGAAACGGCCCUUGCCAGUCGAACUCGAGGAUGGAGUCAUCGACCUAGCACCGACGCCGAAGAAGCCCAAAUUCAACACCGCAGCAUCAGGGAAAAGGAAGUUCGAGGAUGGGCCAAGCCCCAGCAAGAGGAGACGCUUGGAGGAGGACGGCCUGGUGCUGAUGGACGACCCGAAUGAGGUGCUGGAUGAGGGUGUCGAGGUUGCCAGUGCCAACGGUGUGCCGAUAGAUGCAGAGGUCAUUGUGAUUGAUGACGACUA